GACGAAGCAUGGACCUCCUUCAGAGACAGUUGAGUAAUGUUUCGCUCUCAGGCGAUGAAGAUUUCCUCUCCAAUUUACGAGAUGAAGAUGUACCUAAGCUUCUUUUCCUCUCAGUUGACCCGAACAGAAGGACAGCAUUGUCUGGAGCGAAUGACACUUUCGGGGCAUCUCCGGGCAUGGGAGGCAUUUUUACUGAUUCUGAAGCUCCGUCGAACUUAAGAUUACUUGAGAAAUUCAAGAGGUGUUUGGUUGAGAGAAAGAUCACGCCUUUGAGACGCGAGUUACGGUGCCGUCUGCUGUCCCUCUCCUGCGUGAAGCCAGUCUCGAACUCCCUCAGUACCCUCGAGAGCAACUUCUCCGACGAGAAUAAUGAGCUUAACGACGGCGAGGAGGACAUCCUACGAUUCACUGAGCUCCUUGAGAUGUUCCGUUUGCCAGUGCCGAAGGACAUCAGAGAUAUCUUUGAUAACAUUAUCUCGUCCAAGAAAAUACCUUUGACGAUGAAUCCCGAGAAGAGUGAGGAGCGUACGUUCUUCGUGGAGGCGGGGAGCAAGGUCAUGGUGGAAAUAGGGGAUAGUCUCUCGCCUUCGGAUGUGUUCAACCUCUACGGGAUUCUGUCUGGCACGGCUAGGGGCGACGAGAAGGCAAAGGAACUCUUGUCCCCGGAGCUGGAGCAGGGUUCCCUCGAGAAGGUGCCGGGGUUGAAGGACGUGGCGUUCUAUUACCUCGUCCUUGAGAUGCUGAGGAAGGAAAUGAUGAACCACUUGUACACGCAUAAACUUCACUUUCUGUUUGACCAACUGAAGGCGAUGAAGUACGGAGAGGGAGCCGAAGACCCACAUAUCGACGACAUUCUGAACACCCUCGGUCGAUACCCCAUUACCUCGAGACCCCCGGGUCUGUGCCUCGUGUUUAUCAUGACGGAAGGCCGAAGCGGGGCGUCGCGGGACCUCGCGAAGGUCAGGGAGUUAUUUGAGAAGCAGUACAAGUACGCCUUCUUCGUGAAAAAUGACCCCACGGCCGAGGAGAUCAAAACAAUCAUCUCCAAACUGAAGGCAGGCAGAUAUAAAUUCUACGACAGCCUGGUGGUGUGGUUCAUGGGUCACGGAGACAAGACCUACCUGCACGUGAAGGGGGGACGCAUCCACCGCCGCCUGGACCUGAUCGAACCGUUCACAGAGAUCCAGUGGUACAUCAAGAAACCCAAACUCUUCUUCAUCCAAGCUUGUGCUAUCAAGAAGGACCGCAGGAGAUUCUCGUCUACUUCUCAAGUAAAGGCCCUCCAUGCUAACACAGACUCCCUCUCUGUCACGUGGCGGGCGUCCGCUGGCUCUGAAUGGCAAGACAAGUAUGCAGACUACACCGACAUGUCUAUGGUUAAUUCCUUUGCAGACACGCUCAUUGCAUAUGCGACGAUGUGGUACCAGUAUGCCACCAGAGGAGAUGACGGUUCCCUUUACGUAGACACAUUGGUGGAUCAGCUACGGCAAAAUGGUCACAAGGAGAGUAUCGAAAACGUCCUGCAACGAGUACACUAUAACGUCAACAUGGUUACCCUCCUGUACAAUGAAGAAGGGCAAGACAUCAAGUGGAAGCAGGCACCUUUCUUUGAGUCCUCCCUUCAAAAGGUCUUCAUUUUCCCUAAACCAGGGGAGUAGAGGGAGAAAGAUGGUGAUCAGCUGAGUCCUUGUUACAAGAAGUAUAUCAACUGGUAUUAUUUUUAUUGUUUGUGUUUGUUAUGAUUUGUUUUUAAUGAAGUGUUUGAUUUGUUUGUUAAUAAACGUUUGAUUUUAUUUUAUUUUUAUGAAGGGUUUAAAAUAUUUGUUAUGAAUUGCUUAAUUUAUGAGUUGGGAACUGGUUACGUUAUCUGGUAUGUACUAUCUAUGAAAUUUCUUACUCAGUUGUACAUACUUAUUUGUUCCUGGUUGAUUAUGCCAAAGACUUUAAUUUAAGAUUUUAAUUACAGUCAUAUAUAUAUAUAUAUAUAUAUAUAUAAAU
Penaeus chinensis is the source of this 1998-nucleotide messenger RNA. RefSeq lists its product as uncharacterized. Gene Ontology annotation, biological process: proteolysis. Lineage: Eukaryota; Metazoa; Arthropoda; Malacostraca; Decapoda; Penaeidae. The coding region runs from base 9 to 1658 and encodes 549 amino acids. Gene Ontology annotation, molecular function: cysteine-type endopeptidase activity. The record is from RefSeq and is a predicted model, not a curated record. The transcript has 7 exons.